Microcebus murinus (gray mouse lemur) is the source of this 8559-nucleotide messenger RNA. The record is from RefSeq and is a predicted model, not a curated record. Lineage: Eukaryota; Metazoa; Chordata; Mammalia; Primates; Cheirogaleidae.
AUUAUGGGGGUACAGAUUUUAAGGUUUCAAUAAAUGCCCAUUUCCCCCCCUCCCCCCAGGGAUAGACUUCUUUACUUUGCUAGCCAUUGCUAAACUUGCGCUCCAGAAAUGCUGACAUCCCCGUUCACAGUGAGGGAGGGUGUUUCCCUCUGUUUGGGAGCCUGGUGCUGUGAGGAGGGUGUCCAUGCAGGGGACGGGGACAGCCCAGAGCAAGGCUUCAGAGUGAGUGGGGAGGGUGUCUACACAGGCGCAGUGACGGCGGCAAUGGAAAAUGGGUUACAUGCUCAGGGGAUUGGCCUGAUAAGGAAAUACGCUGAAAAUAACGGGAGGCCAGUUUCUUCCUCUCAGGGAGGUGUAGUGACCAUGUGGUGUCAGAUUGGACUUAGAGCCACUGAUGUCAGUGCAUGUUUUUCAUACUUACAGGUAUAAAGGUAAGUAUCAAUAUCAAUGUGUAUACACACAGCAUAUGUGUUUGUGUGCGUGCAUGUAUUUGUGUUUCUGCCUACAUGUAUGCCCUGGCUCUGCCCACUAGGAAGGCCAGCAGCCACGAGCACACCCAGCACCCAGACUUUGCCUUCUGAAUGUCAUUCUCCACCAAACGGAGCCAGGGCUCCUGGGAAAAUGCCUUAGUCCAGCCUGGCCCAGGCAAAUACACGAUGAGCCUGGAAUACCUUGUUGUGCCAGAAAAUACAAAAAUAUUUAUGAUAACGACAUGUCAAAGGGAUACAGGAGCCAGCUUGAAGGGGUUCCCGCAUUUGAACAUUAACAUAAAUAACGAUAAUGAAUUGUUAUCCGCCGAGUAGAGUAAGAAGUCCUGAGUCCACAUGGGUGUAAACAGUGGUAAGAGAAAGUUUUUCCUUACAGUCAAUGGCAGCCAAGAAAUGAUGGGAUGAUGAGGUUUAGAAUCACCAUUUGGCAGCCAUCAUAGUGAUCAUUAAUUCAUCCCAGAAUCAUAAACAGAUGCUAAAACUAGUGGGUAAAAUUUGAUGAGAAAUGGGACAUUUCUAUAAUCUCAAAGUACCUCCCCCCAACAUGCCUGCUCAUCCCCAAGGGAAGAGCGUAGCUCUGCGGAGGAGGAGGCUGGCAGGCACCACGUGGGUCACGGGAAUACAGUUAAUGCCUUCAGUGACGCUACGAUCCAAACUGCGCACGGCUUCAUAAGGUGCAAUGAACAGAACACACCCCCAGGGGCCCAGGCCCGUCCCCUCCCAGUGCUGGCUCUUGCUCUGCCUGGCCUCCCUCCCCAACCUUGCUGCUCAGGGAAGGGCAGAGCCUGGGGCAGGGCGGAGGGGCCAGGGUCCUCCUGGUGUCCCUGGGAGGCUGGGGCUUGGCCAGGGCCUGACCACGCUCCAUUCUGCCCUAAUAAAGGCCUGCCGGGGCCAGCUCCCUCCUCAAGUGUGUUCCCACAAACACACUUGAGAGCCUUCUGGGAACAGGAGUGGCCGAAGGCAGGAUCCUGGCGAGACCGCCACGGGAAGAAAGCAAGGAUGCCCAGCAACUGCCAGUGCGGCCUGCCUCUGGCUUGCUGCCUCCUGGUCCUCCAGCGCCUCUCUCCACCCCACUCCUCUCAGGGGCUAAAGCAGAGACCGCUAGGAUAUUGUCUCUUGCUGCCUUGGAGAAAAAAUAUUAAAAAUCACUUCCUUUUUGUACCAAGCUCUGAAACAUGCACUUACUCUUCAUUUAUUUGAAAAAUAGUUAUAGGUGCCUGCUAAGUGCCCUCUGGGUACUCUAAUCCUCAUAAUAAGCCUAUGCAGUAGGUACUGUUGUCACCCUCAUUUUUCAGAUGAGGAAACUGAGGCAUAGCAAGUCUAAGCAGCAUGCUCCCAACAGCCUGCCACCCUAAGGAUGAAGGGGAUUAAAAAUUCUGUUCCUGGACACACAUCUUACAGCUUCUCUGAACUGCAGCCACAUGGUAAAGCCCCUUGGAAGGAUCCAAGUUCUUUUAAUAACUAGGGAACUCUUGAAUUUUUAUCAAAAGUUCCAGAGCAAGUUAACUACUAAUGAUAGCUCCCUCAGGAAAGGUGCUCAGUAGGACUUGCUGGUCCCCCCCCCGAGUAGCUGCCCUUGAGCCAGAAGGUGCCAGGUUAGCCUAUGGAAGGUGCCAGGCUGGCCCAUGGAAGGUGCCAGGCUAACCUAUGGAAGGUGCUGCCCACAAGCAGUUCAGGGGCCGUUAAGAACAGCACCAAGCCAGGGCAGUUUUGGGAGCAGCCUAACUCAAUGAGGGAAAGGUAACAUGGGCUUCAGAAGGCAGCCUAUGCCAGACAUGUCUAUAAAAUUCCUGCUGUCUAAAGUGGUAAAUAUGCCCAGGGACUUUUUUUUUUUUUUUUUAAGUCUAGGCUCUUGAAAUUUGACCAUCUUUACAAAUGGGGGAACUUGAGUCAGAACUGUGGAGUAAAAGGUGGAAAGCUUUUUAUGUGAUAAAUUUAAGUUCGAAUCCCAGCUCCGGCACUGGUUAGCUGUGGGACGCUGGGCGAGUUACUAACAUCAGGCUGGUCCCUGCACUGCACGCUCUCCGCGACUCCUUCACUCCCUUCUCGGGUCCGGUGGUCGCUAUGGACACGCCCAGCACAAAGGUGACUCAGUCACCUCGUGAUUCGGUCUUUGUCCCUAAGAAUACUGCAGUUUUAGAAAGACUCAUUCCACGUGCAACUAUCACUUGGCACUACUGUCAGGCUCUUUGAUUUAUUGUCCCCACUUUACGCAAUAAUGUUAUUUCCUUUGUAAUUCCGACUUUCCUCGCACUUGGAGGACCUGCUGGCCGUGGCAGCGGCUUGCCUUGGGAACAGGCAGUAAUGGGGAAGGAUUGUAAAACGGUAAUCGAACCAACUAAACGUGCUCUGCUUUUUAUUAUCACGAUGUGCCCGUGAUUCUAAACAAUGUCAGAGAUAAAAUAUUACUCAUUCCUGCCAGGCCGACUGCUCCCUUAACACCCGUCCCAGCCCCACACGCCUCUGCCUGUUGGCCAGGUGCGAUUAAUGACUUUCAUAGAACGCUCUGAAACAAACCCAGAACUGAAGUAUUAAAUAUUUAGUGGUGAAGUACCUGCCACUGACUUUCAUUGUCUGGGAAAAUUGCGUGAUGUAGGAAUCCUUUGUACUAUUCUUUCAACUGUUCUGUAGGUCUGACAUUUUGCUGACAUAAAAAGUUGAAAAGGAAAACAAAAACACUAAGCCAGACGCAGCCAAUCACCCUGGACUAACAAGUUCUCGAGCCCUGAUACCAGUCACCUGUUAGGGCCAUGAGCUUUUGUCUGAAACCUAACUUUGCUCAUGACUAUGAGCAUUUGUAAAUGGAAAGACCCCAGAGGAGCUUCUGUAGUGAGAUCAGUGUGGACCGUUAGCUGGGAAGGCCGAGUGGACAUUUUGAGGGCCCUUACAUAGGUGCCAGGAGCACCCUGUGGGCACCCACUAAUAGCUGGGCCCAGUCCUAGGGUGGCAUGAGGGACACAUAGGCUCAGGACAAGAGAGCCAGGCUUUUUCUGGCCCUCUGACCGUGUGACCUGACCAUGUCCUCCUUUGGCCACAAGUGGAGGAUGUCAGGGCCCAGGGCCCAGGCCAAGCCCCUGGAGGAGGUGGCUGACUACCUGUGCCCGGUACCCUGCCUGAAACCUGUGGCUGUCUCUGGGAUAGCUCACAGCCCUCAGGUGGCAAGGGGCUGCACAGAUGGUCCCGGGUGGCCUUCUCCAUAGGCAGGAAGGGCAGAGGUGACAAUGCCUGGAUGUCUCCCUGGCUGCUGGUCCCUGCGCUGCAGCAGGCGCCUGCAAGUCUAUGUUCUUCCUUCCACUGGGGCUCAGCCCUCUGGCCUCGGGUUGCUGGGGACCUCGACCUUCCAACCCAGCUAAGCACAGCUCCCACUUCAGCCCUGACUCCUGGCAGCUUUCCAGUAUCUUCCAGAGAAUUCCAAUUAUAAAUCCAGCUAUUGUUUCUUUAGCAUGUCAAUCCUGUACAAGUGCUUUGACCUACAUUAUUUGGCUUAAUCCUGGCAGCUCGGGAAGUAGGGAUGACCACGAGGCUCACCAAGCUGUAAUCCCAGCCCCCAAGAUGAGGACUCCACCACCUGAGGGGCUCAGACCUUCCUCCUUUCUCUCCUGACCACGGCCUGGCUUGGGCCCAGCCAGCUGAGCAGGCGGGCGGCUCUCUGACCCAGGCAGGUGCCCACAUGAGCAUGGUGACUGUCCCCUGCAUUGGACAUUUGCUGUUCCCAGCUCUCCAUGUUUGUCUGAUGAAGCCCAAUGACAGUGUGUUCUGGGCUGUCCUCAGUGCCCAGGCCGCCCAGUGCCUUGGUGUCUCCAAACUCAUCUCAUCCUCCUUGUGUCCUCUCUAUAGGCAGUAAAGUGGGGUGAGACUGAGGGGCUUCUGGGGGAACGAGGAGUGUGCCAGAAGCUGAUGGUCAGCCUGAGGCUGAGGAGGUUCCGGUUUAGGCCCCGCCUGGGCACCCCCCUCUGUGGCUCUCAGAGUGUCAGCAGGGUGAGGAGGGGCGGUGGGGCGACUUGGGUGCCGUGAGCGCUGCACGCCCAGGACCUGGGAGGUUAUCUCAGCGCCCCGCAGUCCUCCCUCAAGUGUAUUUGCUGUUGUGCAGAGUUGGGGCCUUGGCCCCCUGGUCUGAGCAGGUGUCCACCAGCCAAGCUCAGGAGGUGGAUGUGUACACCUAGAAAACCUGGGGAGGCCACCUCAGGAUGGAGCAGGAGGCAGCAGGAUGUCACUGGGCUCUGAUGGGACACUUAGCUGCGGUGGUCUUCAGCUCAAGGCCAGGGGCCAGGGUGACCAUGGCCCUCUGGACAGUGCCAGGGUGGGGGCUAUGGCUGUGAUGGGCACCGGGCCUCUCCUUUUGGGGGGUACCCUUUAAUCUGAGGUCCUUGAUGGUUAUUAAUGUAGUGUGAAUUAUGCAGCCGGCUGGUGGGAGCCAUCCUGCCUCUGCGAGGCAGGGGCGGGCUCUGAGCACCUCUGAAGGGUCCACAGUGGGUUUAAGGAACUCAGUGUGUGCAGGCAGGUGUGUGUGUGUACACGCAUGUGCGACCACACCAGCAUGUGUGUUCCAGAGAGGGGCAGUGUUCGACAAUGCCCAUCGCUUGCUAAGAGCAGUCUGGGACACCACAGUGGGCUCUCUUUCCCUGUGACGCUGCCCCGGGUCACUCACCUACCAUGGUAGCAGCUACAUUUUGAAGGCUCUACCUAGGCUAGCUCAUCGAGGGCUAAGUAGUCAGCUUUCAGGACACCCCAGAUUCCUUUCUCCCCAGAUCCUGGGGACCGUGUGCCCAAGCACGUCCCACAGCCUCCCCAUGCCUGGCCCCUGUUUACAUGUCGAGUUCCUGGGAAGGCUGGCCUGGUGCAGGCUCAAGGGUCUAACUCCCCACCCUCAGCCCAGACAGUGACUCAUGGGGGAGGUGCAGGAAUCCCAGGGAGGAGGGUGGCUCCUCCAGUUGCCAUUAAAUGGUGAUGAUCCCAUCGGACGUUUCUUGCAUGCUGGCCCUGUGCCAGCCCCUGUGCUGAACCUUUAUGCUCAGUAUCUCACAUCACCCUUAAAGGUCCUGGCGACAGUGGUUAGCCGGCCCAUUAUACAGGAAGGGGAACUGAGGCAGAGUCCCACGGCUCACAGUAGCCUCUCUAGGUCCUGGGGCUUUGUUGUUAACCCCUCCCUGUGCUCCUCAAAGUGUGACUCUGGGACUCAGGAGUCUCUGAAAGGCACCUGUCAAGUGUGACGAUUUCUGGGCCGUGCCCAGACUUAGGGACUCAAAACUCUGGGAAGAGGCGUAGGAGCCAGCAUUUCAGCCGUCACAAUCCCUUUCUCUAGGGUCCUAGCAAGUUCCUGGUGAAAUAACUGCCAGGUAAGGAGCUGACCACAGGAUGUGGGGGCAGGGAAGGCACCCCUGCUGGGUUUGCAUGGGGACAGUCUAGGGGAGCAGGAGGCUGGGGCCAGGCCCUCUUGGCUCUUCCUCGGUUCCCUCCAUCCCUGUCUAUCCCCGCCUUGGUAGGGUGAGGGGAGCAUGCAAAUGACUAAGGGGGAGGGUAUUGGGGCUGAGUGAACAUCGGCAGGAAAGGGCGGCCAGGGGGGUGGGAAGUGGGGUGUUCUUUUUCAGAAGGAAGUGGGGACUCCACCCAAGGGUUUCCAGUAGAGAAGUGACGUCGCUGGGGGGCUCGGGAGGGAGAAUGGAGGCUCCCUCAGCAGUCCGGGGAGGGGAGAGGGCCUGGACUCAGGGACUGAGGAGACAGGAGAGGGCGUGGGCCGGAGAGGAGGGGUUGGGGCCAGUUGACUUCAAUGUCCGGUGGGGCCUCCUUGGAGGUAUGCGAAGUGUGAAGCAGGAGGAGAUGGGGGUCAUAAGGACACAACGGACUAUGAUAACAGUCAGCAGCAGGAGGGCGGGUACAGCGUGGCGUCCCGGGUCACUCGGGCUCCACCUCUGCGGGUCUGAGGCGCAGUUUUCUCAUCUGUAAAAUGGGUUGUUGUGAGUGUUCUGCGAGAUAAAGGUGCUCCUGGAAGCGCCACAUCAACCACCGCCGAGGCCGUCUGGCUGGGUGCGGGUCCCGAGCCCCACGGGCUGCGGGGGCGGCGCUGCCCCCUGGAGGCGUUCCCGGCCUGCGACAGGCGGUGACGGGGCGGGCUGCGGGCCGGCCGCCGUCAGUCAGUCAGUCAGUCCGUCAGUCUCCCGGCUGCUGGCGCCGCGUCCGCUGGGCCGUGGGUCGGCGGGUGACGCCGCCCGGGACUCGGGACUCAGCAUGACUUCUCUCUGCCUCAAUUGCUCCGUCCUCCCCGGAGACCUGUCCUCCGGGGACGCAAGGGGCCCCAUGCCCUGCAAUGUCAGUGUAGUCAGGGCAGGCUUCGACCUGGAGGAUUUGAACCUGACCGACGAGGCGCUGAGACUCAAGUACCUGGGCCCCCGGCAGACGGAGCUGUUCCUGCCCAUCUGUGCCACUUACCUGCUGAUCUUCGUGGUGGGCGCCGUGGGCAACGGGCUGACCUGCACGGUCAUCCUGCGCCACAAGGCCAUGCGCACGCCCACCAACUACUACCUCCUCAGCCUGGCGGUGUCGGACCUGCUGGUGCUGCUGGUGGGCCUGCCCCUGGAGCUCUACGAGAUGUGGCACAACUACCCCUUCCUGCUGGGCACCGGCGGCUGCUACUUCCGCACGCUGCUCUUCGAGACAGUCUGCCUGGCCUCGGUGCUCAACGUCACCGCCCUGAGCGUGGAGCGCUACAUGGCCGUGGUGCACCCGCUCCAGGCCAGGUCCAUGGUGACACGGGCCCACGUGCGCCGGGUGCUCGCGGUGGUCUGGGGGCUAGCCGUGCUCUGCUCUCUGCCUAACGCCAGCCUGCACGGCAUCCGGCAGCUGCACGUGCCCUGCCGGGGCACGGUGCCCGACUCGGCCGUGUGCGGGCUGGUCCGCCCGCGGGCCCUCUACAACCUGGUGGUGCAGACCACUGCGCUGCUCUUCUUCUGCCUGCCCAUGGCCACCAUCAGCGUGCUGUACCUGCUCAUCGGGCUGCGGCUGCGGCAGGAGAGGCUCCUGCUCAGGCAGGAGGCCAAGGGCAGGGGUGCUGCAAUGCCCACGUCCAGCCACACCCACAGACUCCAGCUGCCGGAUAGGGGCCGGAGACAGGUGACCAAGAUGCUGUUUGUGCUGGUCGUGGUGUUUGGCAUCUGCUGGGCCCCGUUCCAUGCUGACCGCCUCAUGUGGAGCUUCGUGUCCCGCUGGACAGACGGCAUGCUCCUGGCCUUCCAGUACGUGCACGUCGUCUCUGGCGUCUUCUUCUACAUCAGCUCGGCCGCCAACCCUGUGCUCUACAGCCUCAUGUCCAGCCGCUUCCGAGACACCUUCCGGGAAGCCCUGUGCCUGGGGACAUGGUGCCGCCGCCACAGACCCCACCACAGCUCCCACAGCCUCAGCAGGGUGACCACAGGCAGCACCCUGUGUGACUUGGGCUCCCCGGGCAGCAGGGCCCACCCCCUGGCUGAGAACGGUGGCCCAGAGGGACAGUGAGAGACUGACCCCUCCCGAGUGGAGCCUCAAAGCGCUUCACCUGGAGGGGCCAGAGGACCACACGGAGUCUGAGGAGACACAGCUGCCUUCCCCCGCAGGGAUGUCCUCAUGGCCUGUCCCCCUGUACGUCCUGUCCCCAGUUCAGCCUAGAAUCUCUGACCGGCACCUCAGUGACUCCCGGCCCCACCCAUGUAUUUGAGAUUUGAGGGAAACUGCAAGGGAAAGGACCAGUCCCUGAUUAUCGAGGACCCACCUCGUGCCAGGCACCGUAUCAUGUGCUUUUGAUCGCUGCAGACCCCCAGAGCCCAAGUCCUUCCCCUACUGACGCAUCGCAUUCCUCUACAGUUAGCUGGGCUCCGCAGUCAUCCUUCUGGGGACUCCCUGCCAAUUUCUGAAACGUUUCUGCGGGGCCCCAGCUUUCUUCUCGUUUCUUGUGGAGCUUCUGCAGGUUCUGGCAGGGGUGCCAGGGAUCCAGGGCAUCUGGAUCCCUGGCAAUCUCAGCCCUGCUGCCGCCACUUUGCACCCAGCAAAUCUGCCCAUCUUUCUUUCUUUCUUUUUUUUUUUUUUUGAGACAGAGUCUCAC